AUGGCGCCCGCGUUCCGCAUCCACAAGCCCGAUGUCCUGGCGACCCUUCCGAGGCCUCUCGAUUAUUCCACGGGUCAAUAUCAUGCUGGCGAGGUCUUCACGCAGCAGCCCGGCUCCAAGAAGCGCAAGAGACUCGAAGUCGCCGUCGGUGUCGAUGGCGAGGCCGCCAACAUUUACCACAGUCCUUUACCUGCGCCCCUUACUCGAUCCGCUACCAGAGGCCGAAUGCCCACGACCGCGACCAAUACACAUACUUCGCCACCAAGGAUGGCUCUGCCGGCCGGCUUCAAGAUCACCGUCUGCAAGGACGUCGUCAGCCCAUCCGGCAAGACGACAUCGACGACCAAGUCGCAACGACUCCAGCACAAGGCCCCCGUUGCCCGCAUCUACACCUCCUACCACGCCACCGUGACACCCGACGCCGACGCCAGGGGGAACGCGUACAGCGACGUUCUCGCUGUCUGCAACGACGGCCAGAUUGUCUGCCUCGACGGGGCCGCGCUCGACGAGAGGUGGAGCAUGUCCGCGUACAGCCUCUGCAAAGACCUGCUGCCGCCGGCGACCUCGGGCCUCGAGGUCGACUCUGUCUUCCACGGCCCCGCUUCUGACUUCCUGAAGGGUGUGUUCGGCGGUCGGCAAGAUGCGCUUGGCGCCUUCGGUCGCACCAUUGACGCAGAGACGUUCAACCCGGAUGUGCUCGUCCUCGUUGCCACCACGCGCGGCAACGACGAGACGGGCCGCUACCUCAUCGUCCUUGGCGCUGUCGCGCGCCACAACACCAACGCCGCCCAGCAGGCUCUCGUCCAGCUCCACGUCGCCCCGCUGCCCCGGCACGAAGGCCUGGCAGCCGUCAAGACACCGACCUACCAACUCCACGUCCGCACCGGACGUCUCAUCGAGCUCUGUGACAACAUCAUGCGGACCUACGAUCUCACGACGGCGGUACCUAGGCUGCGUGAUGCCGUCAUUAUGCCUGACGCGUCCUCCUCCUUCGUACAGCUGUCCGAACACUCGGUGCUGUCGCUGUCGCCCAUGGCGCUCACCAUGACGAACAUCACCUACCGCUCCGUCCAGGCGCAGUCCGCCGUGACCAUGGAGGCGGGUGCGCAAGGGGGCGGCCAUCCGCCUAUGCUCCUCACAUAUCUCGCCAAGCUGGAUCUGGCCAUCGCCAUCGUCAACAACACCAUCUACUCGAUCCAGAUUGAACGGCACAAGGCGUCGUCCAAGGAGGGCCUCCUCAUUGACGCCAUCGGCCGAGGCCUGUCCAAGGCCGAUCACCUCCCCGCCGACCUCCCGCAGCGCCGCGGCAAGGCUGCUUUCUCGAAAUACCUGCCGGGCACGCUGACGGACGCCUACGUGAAACAGUCACUGGUCGAAGUGGAGGAGAUGGACGAGGCACUGGGUCAGAACGAUCUCAAGGAGUUUGAGCGCCUGCUGGCGGCCAAGUUUGGCGUCACCAUGGACGAGUCUGCACAGGCCCACGACGACGACACGACGACGCCCGACUGGCAGUGGCUCGAACGGCCCUCGGCAUACGCAGCCGUCGACCGCCGCUGGGUCCUCUACGCCAUCAGCCGCGUCUUCUCGGUCGACGUCAAGGACGUCAACAACGACUGCCCGGCCCUCCACUGCGUCCUCCCCGAAAGCAACGCACUGCUCUACCUCGUUGUUGCCGGCCACCUGACGCUGUCGAACAUCCUGGCCGCCUUCCGGAGCGAGCUCAACGAGGCCGACGUGUCGCUGUUCGCGCUGGCCGACGUGCUCGUGCAGCAGCUCGUCGGUGUCGACCCGGCGCUGGAGCUCCUCAUGAGCUACCUGUCGGCGACGAAGCUCGGCGAGGUGGAGCUGCUGCUGAUCGUGCGCACCAUCAUGCAGAGCCUCGACCAGCAGCCGCGGCUGGCGCUGCCGAGGCCCAACGGCACGCAGGAGGACGACGAGUUUGUGACCAUGGAGAUUGACCAGCUCGAGCGCGAGCUGGAGCUCGCCGAGUACAACCUGGGCGACGAGUCGAACGUCCGCGCGCGGCUGCUGACGGCGGCGUUCGAGAGGCUGGCGGGCUAUUCCUCCGUCUCCACCGUGCGCGCGCUGCGCAUCGCCUUCCACCCGACCGAGAUCCUCGCGCUGAUCCACCUGCUGCGCAUCCAGCUCGUCGGCAGCGCCUGGACGACGCGCUACACCGAGAUGACGACCUUGGACCAGGACGAGGCGGCGCGGACGGCGUCGGACGGCGUCAUCACCCUCAUCGCCGAGCUGCUGGCGCGCUGCAUCGACGCCGUCGGCACCCACGGCUGGCUGACCAGCGUGUCCGUGGGCCACCAGGCGGAGGGCGGCGGCCACUUCCUGACGGCCCUCAAGCUCGAGGUCAGCGCGGCCCUCGAGGGCCUCAACGAGGCGGUCGAGAUGAACGGCCUCCUGGGCGAGGCGGUGCGCUUCGGCACCGCGUCUCUGGCCGGCCGGUCCGCGCGGGGGGGCGACAGGGCGAGGGCCGUCGAGGUCGUGGCGUCGGCCGAGCUGCCGCUUGGCCUCACGCCGAAGCAGGGCGUCACCCAGUUCAAGGUCGUGUCUGGCGGCGAGGUGGUGGAGAGGUCUGCGCGUGAGAAGGGUCACCUGCUGAGUCAACGUGUCAAGGAAUACUCGCUGGAGAAGAUUUCUAUUUGA
Messenger RNA from Verticillium alfalfae VaMs.102, 2658 nucleotides. RefSeq lists its product as hypothetical. The transcript is spliced from 2 exons. The coding region runs from base 1 to 2658 and encodes 885 amino acids. NCBI's taxonomy places the organism in Eukaryota, Fungi, Ascomycota, Sordariomycetes, Glomerellales, Plectosphaerellaceae. The record is from RefSeq and is a predicted model, not a curated record.